Molecule: messenger RNA, 4355 nt
Organism: Candoia aspera
Lineage: Eukaryota; Metazoa; Chordata; Lepidosauria; Squamata; Candoiidae
Gene: ARMC5
Product: armadillo repeat containing 5
Exons: 6
Coding region: 99-3569 (1156 amino acids)
Biological process (GO): anatomical structure morphogenesis
Cellular component (GO): cytosol
Molecular function (GO): protein binding
Source: RefSeq, a predicted model, not a curated record
CUUCCUUUGGGGAGAGGACUACAAUUCCCAGUGUGCCCCGGGCCCCCGUGCUUUGACGCCAACCCCCCUCAGACCUUAGGAAAGGGAUUCUCCCCAAGAUGGCGGCUCCUGCUUCAAGGGGUUCGGGGGGUGGAGCCUGUGCCCCCACCAGCUCCUUAGGUUAUUGCCUGGCCCAGCUGCAGAGGGGGACCGAGCCAGGGCUGGGCAAGGCCUUGUUGGCCCUCAGGACCCAGCACAUCAAGGAGACGGGAGGCAUUGCUCGUUUCAGGACCCGUGGAGGGCUGGCGCCACUCCUGGGGAUCCUGUCUGGCCCCCCGCGGCCGCGCCGCACUUUGGACCUGGCCCUCAGCAUCCUGGGGAACUGCUGCACCGAAGGGGGCAGCCGCACCCAGGUGCGCGAACUUGGGGGGAUCCCACCGCUAGUUAUUAUCCUGAAGUCACUUGCUGUGGAAAGUAUCCAGAAUCGGACAGCGCGGGCACUCGGCAACUUGGCUGUAGACUCAGAAAAUUGCCAGGCCAUCCAUGAAGCAGGAGCUGUGCCCCAGCUCAUCCAGGUCCUCACCACCUCCCAGGACAGCGAAUGUUUGCAGAGCGUGAUCAGGGCCGUUCGCUACCUAGCCGACACUCCCACGCAUCGUCUUACGCUGGCCCAGCAGGGGGCAGUCCGCCCCGUAGCCAAGCGCUUGGCUUCCUCCCUGGAUGACGGGGCCCUGGUUGCGGCGGCCAUACGUGCCCUUGUGGAGCUGACCAAGGGCUGCAGUCGUGACUGUGCGGAGCAGCUCAGCUUGGGAGGCGGGAUGGGGCCGAUCGUGGCCUUGGCCGGCCAUGAGAAACGGGUCGUGCGGGAGUCAGCGCUUGCGGUCCUCGCCAACCUCUGUCUGCAGGGCAUGCUGAGGCCAGCCAUUGGCAACGCCGGCGGGGUGGAAUUGCUGGUGGGGGAGAUCCGACGACGCAGGGGGGCCGGGGCGCCUGGGGCCUCCCUCCAUCCACUGGUGAAAGCUUUGUGUCUGCUGUGCCGGGAGGCUGUUAAUCGAAGCCGGGUGCGUGAAACCGGAGGAUUGGAGUUGCUGCUCUCCCUGUUGCGGGACCGAUGUCACAGCUCUUCACAUGCUCGCGUGGUGGUGGCUUUUGUGGCCUUUUUCUAUGAUGAGGAAGCCCUGGAGGUGCUGCAGGCUGGAGGGCUGGUGUCCUUGCUGGUCAGCAGGCUGGCAGCCCAGGGCCAGUGGGCAGGCCGAGAACAGGUGGAAGAGGAGGACGAACAGGAAGAUGAGAAAGAGGCGGCCUCGUUUGACUUCCCUGCUGAGGGGCGACGAGGAGAGCAAGCCUUACCCGGAGCAGAGUCUUCCAGCUUUCAGAGUCUCAGAUCCUGGCUUCUUUCAGAAGGUUAUAUUUCCAGCCCAGGAGAUCUUUCUCCGCAAUGGUCUCCUGAUACCACCCUUUCUGAGCUGGAGGUCCAAGGAGAUGUUAGUCCCAGCCAAGAACUACAAGACGAAUCUCUGGGACCUUGCCACAGCACGUCUGGGAUGAAAACCCAUUCUAGAGCGGAAUCUCCCGAUUUCUUACAUUCUCCUUUCUUGGAUUUGCCUCUUGUGGGGCAACCCAGCAUUUCGGAGGCUUUACAUUCAGCAGCGAGAGAUGGCAUUCUUCCAGACCAGAACCUCUGUCCUGCAGCAUUGCCUUUGUUGGCUGAAUCGGAAAAUCUCCAUCUAGAACCUGUCUCGGAGGUUCCACAUUCGGAUGGGAAUCAGGAGCAAAAAACAGCCGGGGCCAGUAAGCAGCAAAAGGAGCUGGGGAUGUCGGAAGUGGCAAAUUUAGAGGAGGAGCUCACUGGAGAUGACGCCUUCAGGCUGCCUUGUUCAUCCAUGUCAGGGGAAAUGCCAAAUUCAGGGAUGAUAAAUCCAGGCAAAGUCGAUGGAAGGGCUGAACAGUCCACUUGGAUUGCGUUGGUAACCAGCCAGAAUAACCCUGGGCCCAGUAACUCCGGCUCCGCUCCAGUGAUCUUGAUUCCAAGCAAGAAUGACCCAAGCCAGCUGUCACCCGGGCCUGUUGCCAGAUCCCCGGCCACAGAGGAAGUGUGUUUGGUCCCUCCAAAGCUGAGUGUUCAGACUCUCCUGAGUUCUCCCGAGGAGUACAAGACGCCGACCUCUUGCUGGAAACGGCGUGCCAGGCUCCGCUCCACCUUUGAGCAAAGCACACCACCUCAGGGGUUGCGCCCUGUCGGCGAGGCUUCAUCUCCCUGGCUCUCCUUAGCCUUGCCCCUCUCUUUCUCCCCGCGCGAGGGUGACCCAGACCUCCAUGCGCCCGAAGCCCCAGCAUUGCUCCUCCUCUCCCGGUUUUCUCAGGCUGAGGAUCCCAGUCGCAGCUUAGUGACGCCGGUCACGCUGCAGGGGCUGUUGCGUUACAUCACCGGGAGCCCUUCUCCUUCCUCUCGUUGCCUUCGGCUGUUGCAUCGUCUCACCUGCAACCCAGCCUGCCUGGAAGCCUUUGUGCGCUCCCAAGGGCCCUCGCUCAUCAGGGCUUGGUUGGUCUUGGGCGUAUCCCCUGAGCAAGCCGCUACUGCCGUCACUAGUGAACCAGAGGAAGAGGAGCCGAGUGGUUUGGACGCUGAAAAGUGUGACCCUGGAAGAUUCAAGGAACUUGGAGAGGCGCUGCUGAUGAACCUGUGCGUGCAAGCAGAGUCCCCCUUUGGCGUGGGGGUUCUCACUCACAUGCUGCUGUCAGGCUGCGAAUCGGACCAAGCAGCCUCCGCACUGGCCCUGCCCCUUAUCUGCCGGAAGGAUUCUCUUUGUCGGAAGCUCCUGUUGGACCUCUCUGGCCUGCGGCUCUUGCUGGGGGUCCUGGUGCGGGAUCCAGACCCCUACUUUGUCUUCUACGCCUCAGACACCCUUUCCCUUCUCCUGAGCUCCCAAGCCCCGGCUCCUGCUUCCAUCUCGUCUCCUGCCCAGAAGCGGCCUCGCCUGGAUUCCCCGUCGCCUUGCCCUUACUCUUGCAGUGUGGAUGAAGGUGGGGCUGACCUGUUCUUUCAGCUGGACUCCGGCUGCAGAGUGCCGGCCUUGCGCCGGGUUGUCAGUGAUGCCUCUGAGGUCUUCCGAGCCAUGCUGAGUGGAGGGUUCGCAGAAGCAUCCCACUCCACCGUGACUCUCCGCAACGUGUCGCCGGAACCCUUCCUGGCUCUCGCGCACUUCCUCCAUGGCUGUCGUGGCAAGCCCUGCCGGGUCUUGGGAGUGCCAUUCCCCCUCCCUUUGGCAGAAGAAAUCCUGGUGGUGGCUGAACAGUAUCUCCUUCCAGAGCUCCAGGCCUUGGUGGACGAGGCCCUGUGCCAAGACUCUCUCCGCCCUGGCACCCUCGGGCAGGUGUACCGCCUGGCCGAGCAGCAGAACCGGCCCCAACUGCUUCGGAACUGUGUGGCUUCCAUCUUCCUCCGGGAGGGGUCCACCCCCACCCGCCGAGCUGCCGCCCUGGCAGAGCUGCUCCGAUCUGUGGUCAAUCCCAGCAGUUUAGCUGCAGAGCUGCUGGGAGUGGUGCUGGACUCUCCGUGGGGCUGUGGCUCGGAGGGGCAGCUGAGCUGAUGGACAGGUCCUCGUGUCUCCUCCCUCCCGGGUCUGACGCACAGCCGAAGCCCCAACGCUGCUGUGGAUCGGGUGAGGGGGAGGGCGGCUGGCGUGUUAAGUGAAUAAAUGGCAAGGUGCUCAGAAAAGGGGAGUCUGGGUCAGUGGAUGGUCCCGUAGCUGUCGGAGCUCAGUCUAGCAGGGAGAAGGAUGUGGGAGCAAGCCCUCCUUGAUCGGUUGGGGGUGAGACGGGGGGGAAAAGGGGGAGGUCGGGUAUCAGAAACGGGGAGUGCCCUACCAGCUGCUAGGCAAACCAACGUGGGUAGAAGCCAUAGAACUCUUAUUUGGGAGCUUUGGGAAUCCUUCUGGUCAAAAAGGGAGUCCUGCUUUUUGGCUGGUUGAAACUCAAAGCGGGAAACCUCGUUGUGGUCCGAGCUAACUGUGGGAAGGACUCAGCUUUGAAUAUAUAGCCUCUGGGGCAGCUCUGUUCCGGUGCUAGAUACUUCAGAGAUGAGCCUCAGAACUGGAGAGCUCCUUCUCCACUCUGCGCAGAAAGGCUUCCAGGAGGCGUCAGAAGGGCGUGGCUGUAACCGAAGGAAACUGAGUCAGGAGGAGGCCCGCCUGACGCCCCCACGCUGCUGAAGGAACCUGCAGAGGGUCAAGAUGCCGCCUCCUUCCAGAGGAAGUGGGGAAGCGUUUACGCCAAGAGCUCGGCUCAAGGGGGGCUGGCCCAGUGAUGCGGUUGGGACGAUAAUGUGUGUAAGCUGCUGUACAUAGAGAAAUACAGAGAGCCGCGAAAUGCUCAGA